Dalotia coriaria is the source of this 7382-nucleotide messenger RNA. RefSeq names its product Insulin receptor substrate 53 kDa (gene IRSp53). NCBI's taxonomy places the organism in Eukaryota, Metazoa, Arthropoda, Insecta, Coleoptera, Staphylinidae. The record is from RefSeq and is a predicted model, not a curated record. Gene Ontology annotation, molecular function: protein binding. Gene Ontology annotation, biological process: actin crosslink formation; plasma membrane organization; actin filament bundle assembly. The transcript is spliced from 14 exons. Bases 747 to 4286 code for a protein of 1179 amino acids. Gene Ontology annotation, cellular component: cytosol; nucleoplasm.
CUCGCCAGUCGCACCAACGCCACCAGUCGUGUCGGUACACAGCGUUUGCUUUCGAUUUUGCGCGUUCGCGUUAUCAACUCGCGUGUUUCGCACCCGCUUGCCGGGUAUAAACCCGCUCAACUUUUCGAACUGCUAAAUUUAUCAACAACUCACCAACGGAUUGCCAGUGGUAUUGCAAUUGGAUUGUGUUUGUUUACCUACUUAACAAAGCGAAGAAGUAAAUCUUAAGAUUUGCGGUGGUGUAACGAGCUAAUCGGAUAUCCGGAAAAAUUGCAGCCAUCUCCACCGGCGGUAUUAUGGACACGGCAACAUGCAAAGUGAAUUUCGGCUUUGAUGAACCGUUGACGGCGUGAACGCAAGUCUAGCACCGACCGACCACCCACAAACGCAACAAUCGAUAAACAAUUUCUAAAUUUGAAUGUGAAUUAGUCUCGCAGCGCGCGCGUGUUCGAGGUGUGCGGGGAAGUCGUGUAUUACGCGGGUGUUUCUCCCGGCACCGCUGGGGGAGGUGGCAGGCAUGCCGAGCAUCAAAUCGUAAAAAUUCAAUUUUUGACGCUGUGCCACGUACCAUCAUUACCCACACACACAUAUACGUGUUAAUACAUCAAAGCAAGAAAGUGACUUUAUUAAAAAAUAUAAAAAAAAGUUUAUUAAAUUUGCAACACCCUCCGAGGGGUGUUGAAGACAACUUUGGCGCGUUAAAACUGUGCAUUGAAUUCUAAAGUGAUAACAAAAAAAUAAUCAACAUGGAGACGGAGGAGCUUAUCAAACUCGUCGAUGGAAUUUACAAGAACAUCCUGGAUAAAUUCAAUCCAGGCGCUCGGCAGAUGAUCAACGCCGGAAAAGCCUACUUGAAAGCAUUGCACGGUGCGGCGGCGGCGAGCAGGCUGUACGUGGACGCAAUUAACAAGCUGGCGCGUCAGGCACAGCAGGGCACAUGGGGUGGAUGCUCGGAUGUCGGUACUGCGCUGAUGAAAAUCGUUGAAGUUUAUAAGGAAAUUCAAGAUCAACAAAUGAAUAUUUUAAAAGCUUUCUAUGUGGAUCUUCUCGUCCCCUUGGAAACAAAUCUCGAGAAGGAUACAAAGGUCGUUCAAUCGGAACAGAAACGUUUUCUUCAACAACACAAGCAACGCGCUGAAACCUACAGUAAGGCCGCAGCCAUGAUGAAAAAACAACGCAAAAAGUCGCGUAGCUCAACGAAAACCGGACUGGCUAUGGAUAAAGAACUUAAAAAUAUGCAGGUGCUCGAGGAAGAAAAAACAAAACUGGAUGCAUUUUGCGAACAAAGUUUAAAAAAUGCUAUGACACAAGAAAGACGACGAUACGGAUUUGUCCUGGAACGCCAAUGCUCACUCGCCAAACACUACCUGUCUUAUCACACUCACGGAGUCAGCGCUUAUCAUGAAAAUCUUGAAAAAUGGUCUGAAGUCGCAAAAACCCGCGAAUUUCUUCCGGAAUCCGUUGAGAAUAUUUUCAGCAACCGACUUAGGCAAAUUUCCGUAUGGCAAGACGAAGACCUCUACUCUAACCCACGCAGUCCACAUUUCGACGAGGAUAGAAUCAGCAUCGCGUCGCAGUUGAGGAAAACUAAGAGUAUGGACGCUUCCUGUUUGGAUAUUCGCUCUAUUGGCGAUGUAGGUUCACCGGUUACGACUUUAUCGCGAGCUAAAAGUGAAUACAACUUGAAUUCUUCAACACAUUCCUUGGAACAAGAUGAGACACCAACACGUCGUCCUAAGUCAAUGGCGGUCCCACCGGUCCCGCCACCAACCUGGGAUACUCAAUUAGCUCGCUCGUUGUACGCGUAUCUGUCAAGCGGGGAAAAUCAGUUGAGUUUCUUGGAAGGUGACCUGAUUGCGCUGAUUGGUGAACGGAAUAAAGGAUGGCAGUUUGGGGAAAAUCUCAGGACGCAAGCGAGUGGAUGGUUUCCACUUGCAUAUACUGAGAUUUUAGACGAUAACAAUAUGUCACCAAGUCAUGCAAGCAGCUCAAAUUCAGCAAACCACGCCUCACCAUCAACUGGCGCCGGAAAAGACGCUCCUGGUAACGGUCUAGAUCAACCCACUCGUAUGUUUGGCGACACUCUGCAUCUUCAUAGGUCUUCAGCUAAUGCUAAGCAGAUUCGCCGUGCUAUCGGUUCUAACAACAUCCCCCCGCCGGCCUUGCCCGCUCCCGUUCCCACUCCGUCCCUCCCCUAUCACAAGACAGGGAUGACCACGUCGCAGUCAACUCAAUUCCCGAAAACACCUACCGAAGGCACCUUCCCUGGUUCACAGUAUGCCCAAACUGGCAUCAAGACGUCGGCGAGCAGUUUCAACUUUACAACGCCCGCCUCCGGCGCUUACUCUACCCACCCCCAACCCUCCAGGUCCGACCGUCCCACCGCCGGCGCGCCCCUUCCUCUUCACCUCCAGACUAAGAAGAUCGGCGGGCCUGUGGGUAACGUCUCAUUGCACAGCAGCAAUGAUUCUGGGUUCAGUAAUGAUCCCCCACCACAACCGGAAAUUGAUUAUUCCGAUGAUGAUUCCAUUCCGGGUCAGACUAAAUUACCAGCUCGUAAGCAUAAGCGCGAGGUAAGCAGCGAUGAUAACAACAAUACCCGGAAGUCGCAAAAAAACAUGGCGCCCAUUCGUCAAUCUUCAAGUUCGGGAAACUUGAUCGAAAAGAGGUAUUAUAUCUCUGACGGUGAGGAUGCUUUGCGUUAUAUGACAGCCGAACGUCGUGGAUUAGUAAAAAGGACAAAGUCCUUCUGGCGUUUCGGGAAAAACAACUCUGAUAAUGAAAUUCUCGAAGGCAUGUCACUCUGGAAGCAUAGGGAUCUGGUAGAUGUAGAUGAUGAUCAAAUAGAGCAAGAUCAGAAAUAUUUAGAAAAAGCGGAAAACCGGAAAUCAAAUGUUGAACAAAAUCAAUCCACUAGGAGAUCCCGCAAAGUGAGCAGGGAUGCUUCGAAUGACUCUGAAAGAACCCUGUUGAAUACUAAUGAGGGUCAUGUUCAAGGUCAAAAUCAAAAUCAUGUUCGUAAUCAAGGUUAUGAAACAGAUGAGAAGCGCGCUGGCGAGUUGAGAAAUCGCCCGAGUUUUAGAUCGACGCAAAAUGGUGAUACUGGUGGUCGAAUGUCACUUCCGGUUUCUCCACAGCGUGAAACAAGAGAAUAUAAAGAGGUUAGAGAGGUUAGAGAAGUUCGUGGCGCGAGGGAAUCUCGAGAGAUGGGCGACGAUCAAUUUUAUGACGAUGGCGAUGAUGGUCUACUGUUGCGAACUGUCAACCGGAAGAACAUCCUGCAGCAGUACACGAACGACUCGACUGGACCCGAUUCCGAGAACGAAUCGGAAAUGACCAGCGACGAUCCGUACGACUGCAUCGUUGUGGAUGAUCAAGCACAAAAGGUUAGGAAAGGUGAUUUUCCUAAUGUGGCUGCCCUGGGCCGGAAGUUGGAAAAAUUAUCAAAGAAUACAAAGUAUUCACCCAACAAAGAAAUACCCAAACAGGCUAAUCAAACUAUGGUUAAUGAGAAAAAUAACAAUAAUAUACGACACGAGCGUCAUGAACGCAAACAAGAAGACGCCAUUUUGAAUUACCGCAGUGAAAGAAACGAUAGAAACGAUAGAAACGAUAGAAAUGAUAGAAAUGACAGAGAUCGUUCGACUUUUAAAACUUUCGGACAUGAAACGACGCCGAAACAAGUCAAAAACAACGAAAACGGCGAAAAGGAGUCACAUCACGAUGUGCAACGCGAAUAUGGCGGUCGGAAACGUGCCACCGAUACUCAACCGAAAGACAAACGUCGCUUUUAUGCUGAAAACAGCCGCGAUCAACGCGACGAUCGUAAAACCCGUCAGAGUUACGACAGCAUUGACUCCGAAGUCGACCAUCGCGAAAAUCAACAACUGCAAUCACAACAGCAGCAACAUAACCAACAAAAACGCAAUUCAGUACGACGCACGCAUACCGACGUUGACAAAAAGAAAUAUUAUCGCGAUGCGACUGCAACCACCACAGCAGAUGAAGAUUAUUCCGAUGCUACCAUUGGUCCAGAUCGUCAAUUUUUACCACGUACUAAAUUAAAUAAAACCAACAGCGGUGGAAAUGCUAAAAAUAACAACAAUAGUAAAUAUGGCGCUGGGGAUGUCACUACCGAUGCUGGGAGCUUAACGGAUUAUGGCGAAAGCUUACAAAGACGCAUUAAAAACGAUUAUGGUAAAAUGGACGAAAAGUCCCAACACAAUGGGAAUAUGUAUGGGCCAUGGUAUGAUUUAUGGGGCAUGGAUGCGUCAGUGAGGAAAUAAACAACGUACAAGUCAAACAAUCAAAAAAAAAUUGCUCAAUGGUUGAUUUUUGCUUAACCUUAGUUUUUAACUGUUAAGAUAGGCAACUAAACAUACAUUUGUUAUGCACGUAUGUUUAUUUUUAACUUUUUUAUGUUAUUUUGCUCAAUGUUUAAGUUUUACGAAUGUUUUUAUUGCUAAAAAUGCAUGCAAAGUAAUACUAAUACUUAAAUUUAUAUACAGGAUGACCAAUAAUUUCGCUACGAUCAAACUGCGUAAAGGCAGCAAGUCUACAGAUAGAUCAACGUCACUUAUCGUCGAAUAACAUUUUUAAAACGUGUUUAACCUACGAAAAAAUCAAAAAUUUAGUUUUUAACUUUUACAAUACAAUGUAAACUAAUGUUAAUUAAGUGUUAUGGUUGCUAAUUAACUAACUAACAAAAUAACUAAUGACAUAAUCCCUAAAAUGCUCUAAUCAGUCUAAUCAACUUGAUUAAUUAUAAAUAAUUCUCCAUGUAACACAUCGUAUCGCUAAUGGAUGAAAAUGGAUUAAAUUAUAAAUGAAUAACUAAUCACAGCGAUACUGUAAUACUGGUUGCGUAUGUUGAGAUUUGAGGUUAUGUAAUGACUAACCUAAAUAAUGUAAUUACUCGCUCUUGGUGGUUGGGAUGGUGCAAUACACACUUGUCACACACUUGUCAAACACGCAAACACGCUUUGAUGAUAUUUUAAACAGUUUUAAACAAUUAUUUCAACAAAAAUAUGAAAAAUAAACACACAUGGUAUAUCACAUCACAGCAUAAUAUCUGUAUAUAUUUGUGAGUCUUUUGUUAUCCGGUAGAGGGCGGCGUGUAUCGGAAUGUGGAUUAAUUUGCGUUUAAUUAGCAGUAAUUGGCAUUGCGUUCGCAUUGUGUUUGUAGAAUUAGGCGUCCGGUCGCGAACUUCAGAAGAUACGCGAAUGUGGGCGGCGGAGGCGGAUGUGGAGGCGGCAUUACAACUGCUGGAGGUGGAGAAAGUAACAGGCGUUGUGUUGUAAGUAAAGCGCCAUCGUGUGAGUAUCUCGACUGGCCGCGUGCGACGCGCCAUAUUGGCGCCGGGGGCGGGAUGAGUGCAGGGGGCGGACAGACACAACGCAGGGAGACACAUUACCGCCGACCGAAAGUCGAUCUGAGCGCGUAUCGAUGGACACAUCCGUGAUUUGUGCAAAAAGAAUAAUUUUCCGUUCGUAUUUGUCGCAAAUUUAUUGAAAUUACCGACGCGAUUUGAAAUUAGAUCAGGAGCGCGAAUGCGGAAAGAUGGAAAACUCGAUUAAGUCGCGCGAAGCCAAUUAACUGAUUGGAUUAAUUACGGUACGCGUUAAAAAUAUCGCUGGUAGUCAAUUUUAAUUUAUUCGCUAUGUUGUCAGCGACAAACCGACAAGUUUAUUUCAAUUGCAAAACCAAAAAUGAAAUUUUAAAUUUGUUUUUGAAUUUUUUUGGUUAAAAUAUAAAAUAAUUGGCUUUCAUACCCAAACUAGUCGGAUAUUACAAUAAAAUAAUCAUCCAGUCAAAAUUAAAAUAAAUUAAAUUAAAAAUUUGAAACAAAAUCGGAAUUCGAGACUGUGAUAUACAUUUGAAACUUACACACGAAACUUUUUCACAAACCAUUUAAGUAACCGAAUAAUUUUUACUUCUUUUAUUACUUAAAACUAACAAAAACAUUAAGUACUAAAAAUAACUAAUGUAAAUAAUAUCGUACAUAAAUAACCAUCAAUUUAUUAAUUAACUUAAAAUUAGUUGAAAUAAUAUCAAUACGAAUGUCUAUAAAGUGUAAAUACUAAUAAUAAAAUAUUAGUGUUAUUGAGGCUGUCAGUUAACAGAUGGCGCUAGUAUAAUCACACAAAAAACCUAAAUAAAACUAGGUUAGGCAUAAACGUAAAACGAGCACGUCAAUAUUGUGUAUCUGGUAGUAACCGUCCGCAAAUGACAUCACAGACGUCAUUAUAUUAACCCGAUCAACAAAAGAAAUACAUAGUUAUAAUAUGCAACUCAAUAUACACGUACUUAUAGUAAUAUAUGUAGUAAUGUUUUAGGUUAUAUAUUGAAAGUAACUUAAAUGUUAUUAAUAUCAAUGAGUGAAUGAGGGUAAAGAAUACUGUACAUAAUACAUUAUUUAAAAAGAAGAAGAAUGAAGAGGUUUGUAAACGAAAUUGUCAAAAAAAAAAAUCUGCCAUUGCCAUAGUGAUAUCACUGACAUGAAAGUCACGCAUCACGCAUCUGUCAGUUGUCACUUGUGGAUUAUAUAAGUGUGAAAACUUGUACGAGGUGUUUAGAGUAAAAAGUAUUUGCACGCAUCGCAGUAAAUAAUCGCACGCAAACGUCGAACGUCAUAAAACGUCAGUUUUUGAAGUAUAACUGUCUAAGUAAUUUAGACUGGUUUAUAAAAGGUAGAAAAUAAAAGUUUAGUCGAUUAUAAAAAUCGAAUAAAAACUGUCAAACACUUAUAAAACACCCUGUAGUACUAAUAAAAGUAAUGCCUAAGUAAAAUCAAAACUGACGAUAUACUGUUCAACAAUUUUUAAUAAGCUUAGAAUAAUUUUUACGAAAAAUUGCAUUUUAUUUCGGAAAAUUAAAAGAAAACUGCCAACAUUGGUGUGAAUUGGUAGAAUUUGGUACAAUUUAUUACAAGAUAAUAAAAAUUCGUAAUGAAUUACAAAAGAAAACAAGUAAUGCAAGUUUAAACUAAAAGUACGAAUAGCACUUUAAGAAUAUGAAUUCAGUAACAAUAACAAUACCAAUAAAAUAAAAAUAAUUCACUAAACGAACAUGUAUUAUAUUAUUGCAUGUAGCGUACAAAAUAAUACAUGAAUUUAUUCGAUUGUAAUUGUUGGUUUUUCCAUCGGGAUUUGAAAGAGAGAAGAAAAUUGCAAUUUUUAAGGUUGCGAUUGCGCUGAGAUGAGAUAAUGAAAAGGAAAGUGAAGGAAAAAGUCAUUCGAUACGAGUUUAUUUCAUUUUUAUAUUCUAUAUUCUAUAAAUAAUUAUAUUGGCUAUCGUUUAUUCGCUGAUUGUUGUUUGUAUAAGUUUAUAUAAAUAGUGUAUAUUAUUUUAAUAAUAAAUUUAUAUUGUUAAAUUGGGAUAA